Messenger RNA from Phlebotomus papatasi, 2950 nucleotides. RefSeq names its product LIM and SH3 domain protein Lasp. Lineage: Eukaryota; Metazoa; Arthropoda; Insecta; Diptera; Psychodidae. The record is from RefSeq and is a predicted model, not a curated record. The transcript is spliced from 7 exons. Gene Ontology annotation, molecular function: actin filament binding. Gene Ontology annotation, cellular component: focal adhesion. The coding region runs from base 168 to 1685 and encodes 505 amino acids.
CAGUCGUGCUGGAGAUUUUACUGUGAAAGGUGGUGCUCAAAACGCGUUUUUUCGCCCUCCUACAGAAAUUCCUAGUGAAAAAAGCGCAUUUCUCUGUGAAAAUAAACCUGUGAAGUUGCUCAAAUAACCCCAAUACUGUGCUCAGAAGGAAGGAUAACAGUGGAAAAAUGAAUAAAUCAUGUGCGAGGUGUAACAAAAUAGUUUAUCCCAUUGAGGAGCUAAAAUGUUUAGACAAGUCAUGGCACAAGGCAUGUUUCAAAUGUCACGAAUGUGGAAUGACUUUAAACAUGAAAACCUACAAAGGAUUCAAUAAAUUGCCAUAUUGUGAAGCACACAUACCAAAGGCAAAGGCAACGACAAUAGCUGACACACCUGAAUUGAAGAGAAUAGCGGAAAACACAAAAAUUCAAUCAAAUGUUCAAUAUCAUGCAGAAUUUGAAAAGCUAAAGGGAAAAGUGACACAGGUGGCUGAUGAUCCAGAAACGUUGCGAAUAAAGCAAAACACGAUGCACAUAUCGAAUGUGGCGUAUCAUGGUGAUUUAGAGAAGAAAGCAGCUAUGGAGAAACAAAGAGAAGCCGCUGAAGUAUCAGAUACAUACACAAGAGACAAUAAUGAUUCAGAGUACUUCUCUGAGCAAUUGGCCGCUGAAUCACUGUCACAGUAUCAGGCUCCGCCGCCUGCGAAGGUUCAGCCUCCGCAGCAGCAGGAGCCGCCGCCGCCGCAAGCACAUCACCAAGCAAAUCAUCAUCACAAUCAGUCACAGCCAUCGCAAAUGAGCUAUCACCAGCAGGGGAAGCCGGCAGCACCACAAUAUGGGGCUCCGCCACCGCCUCAAUAUACCAAUAAUUCUUCGUCAGUUUCUGCAGUACCCGGGCAUCAGCAGCAAUAUGGGGGGCCACCGUCACAGCCGGGGCAGGGUUAUAACAAUCGCAGUACACUUGUACAUUCAUCGGCUCAUCCUUCCGGUGGCCUCAUUCACUCUCAUCAUCAGCAACAGCAGCAGCAGCAGCAUCAGCAGCAGAUCAGCCAAAAAUACUACGAUCAGUAUGAGAAUUAUGCUAGGCCGGCAAGUUACAGCAACAACAAUCAGAGUGUUGGGUACAAUUCACAGCCGGUGGGGGGAUAUGGGAAUUCCUAUCAUCAUCCACCACAGCAAUACACACAGAAUGCAUAUACACAGAACAAUCACUAUAGCCAACAACAAAUGGCUGGAAUUGGGAAGAUAGCAGAUUAUGAUCCAUUAACAGAUGGACCAAGAAAUGUCCCAAAUACACAGAGACCCAGUUCAACACUCAUUUACAGUUCUGAUCGCAAUUCCGUGAAUUCUAAUCAAGCGAGACGAAUUGGCUCUAUUGCCGAUAUGGAUCCGGCCAAUGGAGUCUAUGGAUCUGCAAUGGAGCAACAGCAAAAUCAUCUGUAUCAGCAGCAGCAGCAACACAACCAAAUGAGGCAUUCGCAGCAGCAGCAACAACAGCAACAGCAGCAGCAGAGGGCUGGGAAAAUGAGAGUUUUUCGGGCACUUUACGAUUAUGAAGCACAGGAUACGGAUGAGGUGAGUUUUGCAGAGGGAGAUGUGAUAUUUGAGGUGGAUUCAAUUGAUGCUGGAUGGAUGACAGGAAGAGUUGAACGCACAGGAAAGGUGGGAAUGUUGCCGGCAAAUUAUGUUGAAUUGGCAACAAUUUAAUAAGGAAAAGAAAAGAAAAAGAGUAAAAGAAACAAUCACUUUCGAUAGUCCGUAGCAGCUUAUUCCUUUUACUUAUUUUUGCUAUUUUUUUUAAUUGAGUUAGAAUUCUAUCAAUUUUCUUGAUCAUUCAAAGAAAAGAAACUUUUGUAUUUUUUUGUGGUCUUUCGAAGAAUUUCCUUGAAAGUUUUCUGAUAGAAAUAUAUUUUUUUUAAAUGAUAUAUCAAUUUUUAAUUAUUUUCUUAUUAAAAAAAUAAAGAAAACAAACGAUCAGUAUGUGAAAAUUUCCAAAGUUUCUCUGCAUUUCAACGAAUUUUUUUUCGCUAUGAAAAAAGAAGCUCUAAAAUGUUCCAUUUUAUUCUUGAGUAAUAGAUUUUUUUUUUUGUAAUUUAGAUGAAGGUAAAGAAAAGAACUGAUUUUUUGAAAGAAAAAUAGUGCCUUUGGCUGAAAAUAAUUGGCAAUCAUUUUUUUAAAAGUGAGAGUGAACAUGAAAAAAAAUUAAUCAGUGCUGCAAUUACUAGUAAACUUAAUAAUUUUUUAAACUAAUAAAAUGAGAAAGUAAAAUUAAUUCCUCAAUUUUUGUCAAUUGACACAGAUUAAGAUGUAACUUUUGUUUUAGUCAAUACUAAGAGAGAUUUAAAAAAUUGUUCAAAAAGAAUAUAAAUAUAUCAAUGAAACUGGUGCAACAUUCCAUCAGCAAUAAUUGCACAUAAUAAAUUUAAAAAAAAAGCCAUAGAAAGGGUAAAUUUUUCAAUAAAAAGCCUUCACAUUGUAAUUUUCUUUCCCCUUGAAAAUAACUUCUACUUAAGAGAAAAAAAAAGAAAAAUUAUAUCAUAUAUGAAACUUUGUGUAACGUUUUUUGCAAAAUGAAUAAUACAACAAAAAGAUGUAGAUAUUUUGUCACUUUUAAAAGGUACAUUGAACCUUUUACAACAUUUUUUUUCUUUUUUGUUUUGAUGAAGAAGAAAACAAAUAUUACUUUGAUUUCUUUUGAAGUAAACAAUUGAAAUUAUUAAAAAAAAAAUACACUGCAACUAAUAUCUUAGAAUUAGUAUCAUAAUUUAUACAAUUUAUUUUAAUUGAUUAAACUUAUAAUCUAUUGAACGUUUUACCUUGUUCAGUCAAAAUAUGAACUAAAAAAAAAAAGAUACAGUGUACAGAUGAAUGAAUUUCUUUUCUAACUAGAUAUUGUUCUCCUAAAGUGACAAAUGUUAUUCUGGAAAAUAUUCAUUAUAAUAAAAUAUAUGUACAUGUAAUGAAAAAAAAAA